Halteromyces radiatus is the source of this 2054-nucleotide messenger RNA. RefSeq names its product WD40-repeat-containing domain protein. NCBI's taxonomy places the organism in Eukaryota, Fungi, Mucoromycota, Mucoromycetes, Mucorales, Cunninghamellaceae. Gene Ontology annotation, molecular function: protein binding. The record is from RefSeq and is a predicted model, not a curated record. The transcript has 2 exons. The coding region runs from base 180 to 1868 and encodes 562 amino acids.
UUUAUUAUUUCUUUUUCUUUUUCUUUUUCUUUUUUUCUUAUUCAUAUACCCUUUCUUCAUUAUUCUCCCCCAUUCCUUCCUUUUUAUUCUUUCCUUCUUUUUGUUUGUCAAUACUGAUUACGUUUACUUUCUUUUUUUAUUACAUUUUGGAUUCUUUUUCCUUAUUAGUUAUUUUGAUCAUGGAAUGUUAUCUUACUAUUGACGAUGUAUCACCUCCUACAACUCCACCUAGUACAAGUACAAGUACUAGUAGUACUACCACUAUAUGUAGUCAACAACCACUCUCUUUAAUCACUACAAAUGAUUUAUUAUCACCAACAACUCAAAAAAAGAAAAACAAGUCUACCACUGAUCCUCCUACAACUCUUACUUUUGAUAUGUUGGGCAAUGUUAAAAAAAUAUUUCGGCAUUUAACUGUUCAUCAAAAACAAAUGUUUCUUACUGAACUUAUUGGAUGCUGUGACAACAGUUUAUUAGUCUUUAUCAAUACCUUAGUGGCUCCUAAACUCAAAAUUGAUUUUUUUCGAUUAUUACCUACUGAAAUCUCAUUACAUAUUUUAUCUUAUAUUGAUGAUCCAUACACUCUGGUACAGGCUUCUCGGGUGUCAACUAUUUGGUAUUCUGUUUUAUUGAAUGAAUCUAUUUGGAAAGAUUUAUGUUAUCAUCAUCAAUAUGUACCUCAAACAACAACAACAACAACAACAAAUCAUAAACAUAAUCGUACUAGAAAAAAAUCAAAAUCUUUAAUGAUUAGAUCAACUCCUUCUUCAUUCAAAUACUUUUUCCGUAGACAAUAUCAAAUAGAAAAAGCUUGGAAUAAUGGUGGUGCACAUAUUACUUCAUGUCCCAAUGAUAUUGGAAACGCUUUAGUAACAAGUUUACAAAUGGAUGAUGAAUUUAUUGUGGUUGGAUGUGAUAACAAUCGAAUUGAAGUAUUUCAAGCUACUACUGGUCAAUUCAUAAGAACUUUACGUGGACAUCAUGGUGGUGUUUGGGCUUUACAAUUUAUCAAAACUGAUUCUCAAUGUAUUUUGGUCUCGGGUGGAUGUGAUCGUGAUGCAAGAGUAUGGAAUUUACGCACUGGAAAAUUAUACCAUACAUUACAAGGACAUUCAUCAACUAUUCGAUGUCUCAAAAUUCGCGAUAGUAAAAUAGCAGUGACAGGUUCUCGGGAUGCUUCAUUACGUAUUUGGGAUAUUGAACAUGGUCGACUGAAACAUCUUUGUCUUGGGCAUCAACUCAGUGUAAGAUGUUUGGAUAUUCGUGACAAGUAUGUAGUAUCUGGAUCUUACGAUGCAACAGCACGAUUAUGGGAUAUAGACACCGGUGAAUGUUUAUUUGUUUGUCGUGGACAUCAAUCUCAAAUUUACGCCGUUGCCAUUGAUAAUACAAGAAUAGUCACAGGUUCAUUGGAUUCAACCAUUCGAGUAUGGUCUUUAUCUACAGAAGAUGACAAUAGUGGUGGAAAAUGUUUGGCAACUUUACAUGGACACACGACACUAGUAGGACAUUUACAACUUUUACCAGAUAUGUUGGUCAGUGGUGGAUCGGAUGGUUGUUUAAGAUUUUGGGAUUUGAUGACUUAUGAAUGCAAACAUCGAAUUUCGGCACAUGAUAGCUCGGUGACAAGUCUUCAGGUGGAAGGUAAACGUGUACUUAGUGGUGGAAGUGAUGGUAGUGUCAAGUUAUGGGAUCUUCAUUCAGGACAACUGGUGCGCUCAUUUACUCAACCUGGUCGUACCGUAUGGAAAUUGGAAUGUCAUGCAACCAAGGCUGUAGUGGUUAUACAACGGAGAUCAACUCAUCGGGAGGCAGCAUCCUCCUUUCAUACAGCGAUAGAAUUACAUGAUUUUGAUUAUCAACAUUAGUUUAUAGCAUCUUUUUUUUUUCUUUUUAUAUAUGUCCCUUCGAUUCGUCAAUCAUCAUCUUUAUUGUAGACUUCCAUUCUUUUUUUUUUUUUUCCGUUACAUCCAGUUCUAUAUUUGUGUCUUAUUCCUUUCCCUUCUUCCUUCAUUACUAUUAUCCUUAUUGGAUAAUGAUGAUGAUAGAUCUAU